This is a messenger RNA of Nyctereutes procyonoides (raccoon dog), 447 nucleotides long. It is a transcript of the gene KHDC1L, whose product is annotated as KH domain containing 1 like. Lineage: Eukaryota; Metazoa; Chordata; Mammalia; Carnivora; Canidae. Gene Ontology annotation, cellular component: cytoplasm. The transcript has 5 exons. Gene Ontology annotation, molecular function: RNA binding. The record is from RefSeq and is a predicted model, not a curated record.
AUGGAAAGGAGGGCUUGCAGCAAGAGGCCAUGGUGGAUUGUAUCUGAGAACUUUUACCUUCCAUUAGUAUUUUACAUGGAAGAAGACCAGGAGGAGUGCAUCUUUGGUAGGCCACCUUGAUGCAUAGAGGUGCACAGUCAUACCUUUAUUCAGCUGCAGAGAUGGUUCACAGCCACAGGCCAGACCCGAGUCAUUGUAGUUGGACUGCCAGAGGCAAGGCGGAAGGGCACUGUCUUCACAGGCCUUGAGAUGCUGCAGCUAGUCUGGAGCCAGCCCCUGACCAAGGAGGACCUGGCCACCACCCCCAGCAUGCAGCUGUUUGCCAGGGCUGCCUGCCUGCCAGGCUUCUCCUCUAGCAGCCUGUAUCUCAACCGUGAGGGACUGCAGGUGAGAGAAGCCGGUACCCUGGACUACGGAGAAGUGGUGGAAGUGCUAGGAAGUGGUUGA